Messenger RNA from Durio zibethinus, 622 nucleotides. Its product is annotated as costars family protein. The record is from RefSeq and is a predicted model, not a curated record. Gene Ontology annotation, biological process: regulation of actin filament-based process. NCBI's taxonomy places the organism in Eukaryota, Viridiplantae, Streptophyta, Magnoliopsida, Malvales, Malvaceae.
ACAUAUCCAGACAAAUAUUGUUAGUUUUUUCAAAGAAAGAAGCGAAGACAAUGAACGUAGAAGAAGAGGUGGAGCGACUCAAGGAAGAAAUCCAAAGACUUGGCAAGAUCCAACCCGAUGGUUCUUACAAGGUGACAUUCGGGGUGCUAUUUCAUGAUGAUAAGUGUGCUAACAUCUUUGAAGCACUCGUCGGGACACUAAGAGCAGCAAAGAAACGUAAAGUUGUUACAUAUGAUGGUGAGCUACUGCUCCAAGGAGUUCAUGACAAUGUGGAAAUUACACUCAAAGCGAUAGCACCACCACCACCUGCAACUGCAGCAGCCAGCAGCAGCUGAUGCAGCUCUAAAGAAAUAUAUUGCACUUAUAAUUCAGCAGCAAAGCUUGAUAUUCUAUAUGUUUUUCAUUAAUGUUAAUGGUGGUCUAAAUCUUGGUUCUGCAUAACAUUACUUUUGGAAACUCUUUGCUCGAUAAAAUUUUCCAGAGUGAGCCCCAACUUGUUAGUGGUAUACCACACCCAGAUUUGUUUACGUUUUCUUCGCUUAUAUUCAAACUUGAAAUAUGGUGUGUAUCAUCCAUUAUUUGCUUUCAAUGGCAUAAACUACGUGUAUGAUUGGAUAAUUAU